Molecule: messenger RNA, 1389 nt
Organism: Babesia bovis T2Bo
Lineage: Eukaryota; Apicomplexa; Aconoidasida; Piroplasmida; Babesiidae
Product: cysteine desulfurase family protein
Exons: 9
Coding region: 3-1388 (461 amino acids)
Molecular function (GO): cysteine desulfurase activity; pyridoxal phosphate binding
Source: RefSeq, a predicted model, not a curated record
AUAUGUUAUCAUGGAAAUGUGUACUGAUUGCAUACUCAAUCACGCUUUUAUAUAAAGUGACAGCAUACUCAACCAUUCACCGGGAGGUACCCGGAUUCCUUAACCGUACCAACUUACCGAAACGCAUUAAUUACCAAAAACGAAAUGCAUCAACAAGUACAAACAAUGGAGAGUCACCGUGGAGAUGUCAUUUUCCAGCAUUGAGCCAAUCUGGGUUGAUAUACCUAGACAACGCAGCAACUACACAGAAGCCAUACUGCGUCAUCGAGGCUAUAACUAACUACUACGCAUCACCGUGUUCUAAUGUACACAGGUCACAAUAUCAGCUGGCAACUGCGGUUUCUAAUCAAUACGAAGACGCACGGACGGCGAUCGCCAAGUUUAUCAAUGCACCUAGCGCAAGAAAUAUAAUCUUCACGAGUGGAGCUACCGAUUCCAUUAACCUCGUUGCGAAUGCUUGGGGAUACACCCAUAUUAGACCCGGGGACACUGUACUAGUCCCAUUAUCAGAGCAUAAUAGCAACAUAUUACCGUGGAAACUGCUAGAGCAGAAGAAUAACUCUAAUGUACACUUUGUCAAGCUGAACACCGAUGGCACAUUGGACCUAGACGACUACAAACGCCAAUUAAGUACUGGAAAGGUCCGACUCAUAUCCAUAGCACAUGCCUCCAAUGUUCUUGGGGUGGUACAGGACUUAAAAUCGAUUAUUGCAACGGCCCAUGAACAUGGAGCUCUAGUGCUUGUCGAUGCAUGUCAGACUCUAGCCCACGUAAAUAUUGACGUACAACAACUGAAUUGCGAUUUCUUAGUGGCCUCGGGCCAUAAGGUCUAUGGUCCAACUGGUAUCGGGUUCCUAUAUGCUAAGCAGGAAGUUAUAGAACACAUGUCACCAUAUAAGGGUGGCGGAGGCAUGGUAAAGAACUUGGAUACAUCGGGAUACGAAUUGGAAGAUAUACCACAUAGAUUUGAAUCGGGUACACCACCAGUGGCACAGGCUAUUGGACUAUCAAAGGCACUAGAGUUCAUUUCACAUAUUGGACUAUCAAAUAUUGCAUCUCACGAGAGAAUGUUACUAAGCCAUCUAGAUACACAGCUGCGAAACCUGGCUACAGUACACAGCCCACCGAUCAAGCACGAACACGUUCCAAUCGUCACGUUUAACAUCGCUGGGCAAAGUCCAUACGACUUAGCACAGCUACUCUCAACCCGGAAUAUUGCAAUACGAGCAGGACAACACUGUGCCCACCUACUGCAUAAGAAGUACCUACCAAGCACAAACUCCCUGCGCGUGUCCUUGGGCAUGUAUAACAAUAAACAGGAGAUUGAUACAUUCAUUGGGUGCAUAGAGGACUGUAUAUAUACCCUGAGAAGCAUAUCAACACGAUGAC